This is a messenger RNA of Cavenderia fasciculata, 1059 nucleotides long. It is a transcript of the gene bub2, whose product is annotated as RabGAP/TBC domain-containing protein. Gene Ontology annotation, molecular function: GTPase activator activity. The record is from RefSeq and is a predicted model, not a curated record. The transcript is spliced from 3 exons. Bases 1 to 1059 code for a protein of 352 amino acids. Lineage: Eukaryota; Evosea; Eumycetozoa; Acytosteliales; Cavenderiaceae. Gene Ontology annotation, biological process: activation of GTPase activity.
AUGUUAUCUGUAUCACAAUUGGGAGGUAGUGGAGGCGUAGGUGCAGCUGUAGCGGGAUCAUCAUCGAACGGAUCAUCAUCAACGGCAGCAGCAGCAGCAUCAGCAGCAGCAUCAGCACAACUUCGACAAAAGUAUAUGGAUAUUAUAGACCACGGAAACAAACAUCCUCAAACAGUACAACAGAAUCUACAUCUACUCAGAAAGACUAUCUUAAUGGAAGGACUACCACUAGAGAGCGAGGAGGAGAUCAAAGACAGAAGAUCAGACUCUUCUUCACAAUGCAGUCUACGUGGAUUGGUUUGGAAGAUUCUAUUGGGUAUACGUGACCUCGAACCAGACAGAUACUUGGAGCUGUUGGAGCGUGGUCAAUCGGAUCAAUACCAAAAGAUUCGUAAAGACAUUAGUAGAACGUUUAUGAAGGAUGCAGAGUUUUCACAAUCAGUGUCACAAGACAAGUUAUCACGUUGUCUCAAUGCUUUUGUUCACAGUUGUCAAGAAAGAGGAUCAAACAUCUCUUAUGUUCAGGGUAUGAAUGUUAUCUGCGGUGCAUUCCUAUACGUACUCCCUGAACUAGAUGCUUUCAAUUGCUUUCAAACUCUUGUAUAUCAAUAUUGUUAUUUAUAUUUAGAACCAAAAAUUUCUGGUGUUCAUACUGCUUUAAAAAUUUUAGAUACAGUUUUAGAAUUUGUUGAUCCUGAAUUAUUUGGUUAUUUAAAAUCAAAGUCAUAUGAUUCUGUUUUAUUAACUCAUGCUAUUCUAAGUAUUGGAACAAGUACACCACCUUUGGGAGAAUUAUUACAUCUUUGGGACUUUUAUUUUGCAUUUGGUAUUCAUUUAAAUGUUAUUAGUACGAUUUCAAGAUUAUUAUUGAUGAGAGAUACAUUGUUGGCACAUCCUUCACCAUGUUCAUUAUUUAGAUCAUUGCCAGAUUUGGACGCAGAAACUAUUAUCAAUCUAUCUCUAUCCAUCAUCCGUCAAUUACCAGAUGAACUUUAUGAAUUAUUAGUUGAUCAUCCUGUAUUUGAAAUUAGUGGUACAAGUCAAGAAGAAGAAUAUUAA